Emiliania huxleyi CCMP1516 is the source of this 1380-nucleotide messenger RNA. RefSeq lists its product as hypothetical. The transcript has 8 exons. Bases 1 to 1380 code for a protein of 459 amino acids. Lineage: Eukaryota; Haptophyta; Isochrysidales; Noelaerhabdaceae. Gene Ontology annotation, biological process: RNA methylation. Gene Ontology annotation, molecular function: methyltransferase activity. The record is from RefSeq and is a predicted model, not a curated record.
AUGCCACGCCGCUCGCGGUCCAAGUCGCUCGUCCGCUCCCGCAAGCGCAAGGCGGGCGACCUGGCCUCGCAGCGGCUAGACGACGGCGACGAGGAGCCGCUCGCUUCCGAGACGUCCGGCGCUGACAAAACAAGGCUCGGCCGGGCCAGCAGCAGCAACCCCAACGCGCUCUGGCCCGACUGCGAUGCGUGGCGGCCAAAGAGCAUGUUCGACGUCUACUACAGGCUAACCGCAGUCGUGCCGCGCGAGGAGUGGCCAGCCUUCUCCGACAGCUUGCGCCGGCCGCUCCCAAUAACCUUCCGCUUCACGCGUGACGCCGCGGACGACUUCCGCGCCGAGGGCGAGCGCGUGCUGAGCCGGUGGGCGGCAGAGGGGCUGGGCACCCGCCGGCUCGGACUGGUCGAGGGCUGGCAGCUGCACAUGGACAAGCACCAGCUGCGCGAGGCGGUCCCCGGAUCGGACGCCGCCUCCGUGCGCGAGUGGCUCAUCCGAGGCACCGAGUCGGGCCUGCUGGUGCGGCAGGAGGUGGCCAGCAUGCUGCCCGCCGCGACGCUCGGCGUGCUGCCGCACCACCGCGUGCUCGACAUGUGCGCCGCGCCCGGCAGCAAGACCACCCAGCUCGUCGAGCGGCUCGACGGCGGCGGCGGCGUCGUCGUCGCCAACGACUUUUCGGCGCUGCGCUGCUUCACGCUCGUGCCCUGCACCGGCGACGGCACCACGCGCAAGCACCCCGAGGUCUUCCACAGGUGGGAGGUCGCGCUGGCGCUGCGGCAGCACCCGCUGCAGCUGCAGAUCGCGAUGAGAGGUUGCGCGCUGCUCGAGGUGGGCGGCCUGCUCUGCUACUCGACCUGCUCCCUCAACCCGAUCGAGAACGAGGCGGUCGUCGCCGCGCUGCUGCACAAGUGCGGAGGCGGCCGCCGAGGCGCCGUCGAGGUGGAGUCCGGCGCCGACGCCGUCGCCGCGGAGCUUGCGGGCGGCUGCGCGCCGGGGAUGAGCACGUGGCCGCUGCUCGACUUUCGGCUGGCGCGCCACCGCGACCUCGCCUCGCUGCGCGCCUCGGCACGAUUCGCCUCGCCGAGCGGCGGCUCGGCGGACGUGCCCGUCAGAGAGAAGCGGCUCUACCGCGCGUCGAUGUGGCCGCCCACCGCCCCCUCCCUCGCGGCGCAGCUCCGGCGCUGUGUCCGGCUGCUGCCGCACCGUUCGGACAGCGGCGGCUUCUUCGUCGCCCUCCUCCGAAAGGCGCGCCCGAUCUCGGGCAACCUCGGGCCGCCUAUUUGCACGGACGGCGCAGGCGGCCCAGGCGAGGCGCCCGCCAACCGGCUGCGCGUGGUGCACGCCGGGCGGAGGCUGCUCGCCGCCGAGCUGCCGCCGAGGGAAUGA